CUAGACUGGUAGUGACUGGUAGAGAGUCUGAGUAUCUGGGACUAGACUGGUAGUGACUGGUAGAGGACUGGAGUGAGAGGAGAACAGUAUAAAGUUGACAACAUAGGAGGGAAGCCAGAGAGUAGAAUGAGGAAUCUCAUGUCUGUCAGCAUCAGACUUCUCUGUGCUGUGAGCUGUGUGGUGUCAGGAGUGAUCACAAAGAGAGGGACAGAAGGAGGAAAUGCUAGCAUUCAGUGUCCUUAUGCACGGGGGUUUGAGACAUACCAGAAGUACCUCUCAAAAGGGAUCUGGGCCUACCGGGUUGAUGUCAUCAAAACCCAAAGGCAUCAACACCCAACGUGGACUCAUAAAGGGAGAUACUCUCUGUAUGAUGACACAGAGAGAAGAGUCUUCACUGUGACCAUCACUAACCUGACCCUAGAGGACUCAGGGACCUACUGGUGUGAAAUAAACACAUGGUGGUGGCAUCACAAGACUGAAGUCAGGUUAACUGUGGAGAGAGCUCCUUCUCCUCCCAACCCUGGCUCCGUCACCUCCAGACCUCUCCUCUCCACGACACACCCAUCAACAAACAUCACCAUGGCAACUGACUCCUCAAACUCCACUGCAGGUGAUGUGAUGUUCUCUGGUGUUGGUCUGGGUGUUGUUCUACUACUGCUGGGUCUGCUGCUGUUCAUGUUCUUUAGACAGAGGAGAGACAGAGACAGGAGACCAACAGCAUCUAAACACUCCAACCAGGAUCAAGACACAGGAACCAUCGCUAACCCCAUCUACUUCACAGCAACCAAUCAGAACCCAGAUACAGCCUGUGAUAUCACCACCAUCUAUUCCACAGCAACCAAUAAGAAUCCAGAUACAGCCCGUGACUUCACCACCAUCGACGCCACGGCAACCAAUCCUUGUGCAGAUGACAUCUACUCCAACGUUGGUCCGUCUACAGAGGUUCCAGACUGUGAGUUCUGUAUCCUCUCUUGUGAGUUCUGUCUCCUCUCUGGUGAGUUCUGUCUCCUCACGGGUGAGUUCUAUCUCCUCACAGGUGAAUUCUGUCUCCUCUCAGGUGAGUUCUGUCUCCUCUCAGUAUGA
Molecule: messenger RNA, 1083 nt
Organism: Coregonus clupeaformis (lake whitefish)
Lineage: Eukaryota; Metazoa; Chordata; Actinopteri; Salmoniformes; Salmonidae
Product: CMRF35-like molecule 5
Exons: 11
Coding region: 127-1083 (318 amino acids)
Source: RefSeq, a predicted model, not a curated record